CCGCCUGGGUGGUUGGGGCUGAGGCUUUUGGGUCGUGGGCGGAAAGAUGGCGGCGCCCACUCUCGAGCCCGUGGAGGAGGAAGGGUGCGCUGGGCGCACGGCGACCUCCGGGGUGGAGGCAGCGCUUCCCUCGGAUCCCGCUGCUCUCGCCCCGCUGUGCCCGCACGGGCCCACUCUUCUGUUUGUAAAAGUGAGCCAAGGGAAGGAAGAAGCACGGAGAUUUUAUGCCUGCUCAGCCUGUAGAGAUAGAAAAGAUUGUAAUUUUUUUCAAUGGGAAGAUGAAAAGUUGUCAGAAGCUAGACUUGCUGCACGAGAAGCUUAUAACCAAAGAUGUCAGCCCCCCCUAUCCCGAACACAGUGUGUACAAAGGUACCUGAGGUUUAUUGAAUUGCCCUUGACUCAGAGAAAAUUCUGUCGAAGUUGUCAGCAGUUGCUUCUACCUGAGGACUUGGGGGGACAUGGUGGCCAUCAGCUGUUGGCUGAUAUUUCCAUCACCCAACUGAGAAGGCCCAGUCAGCUUCUCUACCCACUGGAAAACAAGAAGACAAAUGCCCAGUACCUUUUUGCUGAUAGGAGCUGCCAGUUCUUAGCAGACCUCCUUUCUAUCCUUGGAUUCAGAAGAGUACUAUGUGUUGGAACACCAAGGUUGCACGAGCUGAUCAGGCUGACAGUGGCAGGUGAGAAGGCCAACAUGAAAAGCCUUUUAUUGGAUAUUGAUUUUCGGUAUUCCCAGUUUUACUUGGAAGAUAGCUUUUGCCGUUAUAACAUGUUUAACCAUCAUUUCUUUGAUGGAAAGGCUGCCCUCGAAGUAUGCAGAGCAUUCUUGCAGGAAGAGAAAGGUGAAGGAGUCAUUAUGGUGACAGACCCUCCUUUUGGUGGUUUGGUUGAACCUCUGGCCACUACUUUCAAGAAGUUAAUUGCUAUGUGGAAAGAAGGUCAGAGCCGAGAUGACAGUCACAAAGAACUUCCCAUUUUCUGGAUUUUCCCCUAUUUUUUUGAGUCCCGAAUUUGUCAGUUUUUCCCAAGCUUCUGCAUGCUGGAUUACCAGGUAGAUUAUGAUAAUCAUGCACUUUACAAACAUGGAAAGAGAGGUCGAAAACAGUCUCCUGUGCGGAUUUUUACCAACAUUCCACCCAACAAAAUAAUCCUUCCUACUGAAGAAGGAUACAGAUUUUGCUCCCUGUGUCAACGAUAUGUUUCUCUUGAGAAUCGACACUGUGAGCACUGCAAUUCUUGCACAUCCAAGGAUGGCAGAAAAUGGAACCAUUGCUUUCUCUGCAACAAGUGUGUAAAACCUUCCUGGAUCCAUUGUAGCAUCUGCAACCACUGUGCUCUUCCAGAUCAUUCCUGUGCAGGCCCUAAAGAAGGCUGUUUCAUCUGUGGUGGGUUAGAUCACAAACGCAAUGCUUGUCCUAACAGUGCCACCUCUAAGAGGACCAGCAGAGCUGCCAGAAAGCAGAAGCAAAGAAAAAGUAAUAAGAUAAAAAUGGAGCCCACUAAAGGACAGUCCAUGAAUCAAGCAUCUGCUACAAGGAGAAAGAAGAGGGGAAGAGCCCAUCAGUAUCCUGCUCUUAAAUGUCCAGUGACUUGAGAAUAAGGAAGAUUUAUAGUCCAACCUUUGAUGCCAUUUUCUGCAAGUGCCACACUAGACUUAAAUUCAGUUGCUUUCAAAGGUGUGCACCUUUCUGUGCUUGAUAAUAGGCAGGUGGCAUUUGCUACUUUAUAGUCCCCUUGGCUGCCUAUUGGAGACCUGGGAGUUUUCCUUCCUCACCUGGUUUCUUGGCUCUCUCUCUACCUGCUUUUCCACUCUUUAAAUUCCAUCCAGUCUAAUUUUGGUUUCUUUUGUCUGAAAAAUGGGCAAACAGCAUUCUUUUACAUAAAAUACCAGGUGAUAAUGCAAGUGAAAAAUCUAUGAAGUUUUCCCUACAUCAAGCUUUUAUGUCACUUUAGAUAUAAAAAUACUUUGUUACAUACAAAGCAGUGUGUUUAGGCACAUCCAACCACAGUCCAAGGCCACGUGUAUCCCAAGAUAGCUAUAAAUAUGGCCCAACACAAAAUCAUAAACUUAUUUAAAACAUGA
Messenger RNA from Nannospalax galili (Upper Galilee mountains blind mole rat), 2080 nucleotides. RefSeq names its product zinc finger CCHC-type containing 4 (gene Zcchc4). Gene Ontology annotation, cellular component: nucleolus; cytoplasm. The coding region runs from base 47 to 1591 and encodes 514 amino acids. The transcript has 13 exons. The record is from RefSeq and is a predicted model, not a curated record. Gene Ontology annotation, molecular function: nucleic acid binding; rRNA (adenine-N6-)-methyltransferase activity; zinc ion binding. NCBI's taxonomy places the organism in Eukaryota, Metazoa, Chordata, Mammalia, Rodentia, Spalacidae. Gene Ontology annotation, biological process: rRNA methylation.